Thlaspi arvense is the source of this 387-nucleotide messenger RNA. The record is from the annotation of a GenBank genome assembly. Lineage: Eukaryota; Viridiplantae; Streptophyta; Magnoliopsida; Brassicales; Brassicaceae.
AUGGCAUUUUCUCGGCAUAUACCCAACGGAAAGACCGCCGCCGUAAGCACUGUGACUAAGAAGUCCGAUGUCACAACUCCGCCGCCUAACUGCUGCGUCACGUGCCUAGCCAGACUCAUCAGGAAACUGAAGAGAAAGGGGAGGUUGUGGCUGUCGGAGACGGCGGCUCGGAGUCGGAGACAAGGGAGCUCGUUGCAAUGUCGGUAUGAUCCAUUGAGCUAUUCACUGAACUUCGACGGUGGCGCGUGUGGUACAAUUCCAGAUGAUGAAGAUUAUUAUUUCCGGUUCUAUGCGUUUUCUUCAAGAUACGUUACUACUAAUUCUAUCAAGAAAAGACCACCUCCUCCUCGUGAAACCAUCUCUGCCUCUACACACGAGUUUGUGUAA